This is a messenger RNA of Sebastes umbrosus (honeycomb rockfish), 4599 nucleotides long. RefSeq lists its product as uncharacterized. The coding region runs from base 89 to 4462 and encodes 1457 amino acids. The transcript is spliced from 14 exons. Gene Ontology annotation, molecular function: NAD+ poly-ADP-ribosyltransferase activity; metal ion binding. The record is from RefSeq and is a predicted model, not a curated record. Lineage: Eukaryota; Metazoa; Chordata; Actinopteri; Perciformes; Sebastidae.
CCCACUGCCAUUGAACGCAGCAGUCCUCCUCCUGAUUCUGUGCGUCUUUUCUCUGGAAGGAAACAAAGAAACAUCAGAGAGCGCAACAAUGUUGCAGUCUGACAUAUUCAGGAUCAUCUGCGACAAUCAAGGAUCUGUGGACACCGACUACCUGAUCUAUAAUCUGGGUUUAGGUGAUUCUAUGAAUGAGGUUAUUAGUGACAGAGAGAAAUUUGCUCUGUGUUGUCCUUUUGGACAGCCUAAGGUGGUGGUCCGGACUGGACUGAGACUGUGUCGAACCAGGGACUGUCCUGGAGCCUGCAGUGGACUUCACCUGUGUAAGAAGUUCUUCUUCUCUGGUUCCUGUCCUUUCACUGGGUCCAGGAGAGGAUGCAAAUUCUCCCACGACCUGCACUCCUAUCACAACUUUGCGCUACUGACAGCGCACGAGCUGGACAGUCUCAGCCUCACGGAGCUGCGCACGCUGCUGAUGCAGAGCGACAACUGGCUCCUGCCUCAGAUAUGUCAUAAUUACAACAACGGUGGCGGGGAGUUCGGCCUGUGUAAGGAUGGUCAUGCUUGCCGUAGGAUGCACAUCUGCGAGAAGUACAUGAACCGCGACUGCAACUGCUCCAAGACUCACGAUUUCAAAGCUCCGCAGCCGUACAAGAACCUGCACGAGAGAUUCGUGCCGGACGAACUCAUUCAGUCCUUGAAGUCUGUUUACGCAAACAUAUUGGCUUUGAAGUACGUCGACAGGCAGGCCGAUGGGGGCAACCGUGAACAGCAGCAACCAAACGCAGACGCGAGCAGCGACGAUGGUUUGCAACAGAGGGAGUGGUACGGUGGGAGAGGGAGAGGUGGUAACAGGGGCAACUGGGGCAACAGGGGAAACAGAGGCAACAGGGGCAACAGAGGCAACAGAGGCAAUAGAGGCAAUAGAGGCAAUAGAGGCAACAGAGGCAACGGGGGCAACGGGGGCAACGAUCAACAGCAGCAACCAACCUGUUCCACUAAUGACGACCUUCCUGACAUCGAUGCCUUUGAUCUGUACAGUGAAGAUGGACAGAGGGACUGGUUUUCCACCACUGUCAGCUAUGCUGACGCCAACGACACCGAUGCAAGCAGCGACGACGGUCAGAACAGAAAACAAAAUCCAGAUAAAACUUCGACUGCCGUCAGAGGGAGAGGAGGCAACAGGGGCGACCGUCAUCAGCCGCAACGAACCCGUUCCACUGCUGACAUCCCCGGUGCUGUCAACAACACUGAUGAUGGACCGAACAGAAGACAAAGAACUGGGCCUGUUCGAGAUAAAACUGAGAUAUGCAUGUACUUCGUCAAAGGACACUGUAUACAUGAUGACGAGCGAUGCUUUAAAGUUCACACCAAGAUGCCGUACAGAUGGGAGGUCAGAGAGGAUGAUAAAUGGACUCCCUUGCCUGAUAAUGAGACCAUUGAGAAGGACUACUGUGACCCCAAAAACACAUACAGUGGCAGCAGCCCACAAGUGCAUUUUGACACGAUGACCCGUGGAUCGGACAAAGUACGACGGGUCUCUACCGCAAAUUCUCUGCUUGAGCCGACCUUCAUCCACACCACCGUGUGGCUUUGGCACUGGGAGGACCAGCACGGAAAGUGGAACGUGUACGCUUCAGCUGGCGGUGGACACAACCUAGCAGACAUGGACAGCCAUAAACUGGAGCAGAAGUUUCUGGCCGAUGACAAAGAUGUGGUGGCCUUCACCGCCGGUUCACAGUCAUACUCGCUCAGUUUCCAAGACAUGAUACAAACAAACACGCAGUAUGGCACUAAGAGGCUCGUGAAAAGACGGCCGCAGUUUGUCUCUGCGGCUGACGUCCAAAACAAGAAAGUGAGACGGCCUGCUGGUCUAGCAAAUUUCACCUCAAUGCCCGACCGCUGGGACAAGACACAGACUCCCGAAACAGGAUACAGGCGAGUCCCCCUCCAGCGUUCCUCAGACGAAUUUAAGGAGAUUGAAACUCUUUUCUGUCAAACUAUGAGAGGCUAUGACAUCGUCAAAAUAGAGAGGAUUCAGAACAAACCUCUUUGGGAAGUCUUUCAGUGGCAGAAAAAUCAGAUGACGAACAGCAACAAGGGGCGCAAUGUGACAGAAAAACAGCUCUUUCAUGGCACUGACUCUAAAUACGUAGACGUCAUCUGCCACACCAACUUUGACUGGAGGAUCUGUGGAAUUAAUGGAACUGCUUUUGGCGAAGGUAGUUAUUUUGCCCGGGACGCAAAAUACUCCCACAACUACACUGGUACCACUCAUGUCAAAUCCUUGUUCAUCUCACGGGUGCUGGUGGGAGACUACACCAGAGGGUCGUCCAGCUACCGCCGACCUCCUUCCAAGGACGGCGGGGACAUAAACUUCUUUGACAGCUGCGUAGACGACGUCACGAACCCUUCCAUCUUUGUUGUGUUUGAGAAGCACCAGAUCUACCCCGAGUACCUGCUGGAGUACAAGACCAUGCACCCACUUGUUGCCUCAUAUGGUUCUGGUGCUGCGGCAGCACCGGCACCAGCACCAGCACCGGCACCAGCACCGGCACCGGCACCGAGACAAGCUGCCCAACCCAGUUGGGCAACAUCAUCAGUUUAUCAACUCGGUACAUCAGUUACUCAACCCAGCACACCCAAAUACCAACCCAGUACAUCAGUUACUCAACCCAGCACACCCUCAUACCAACCCAUCACAGACCCAUUCAGAACCAUUACAGACCCAUUCAGACCCAGCACAGACCCAUUCAGACCCAGCACAGACCCAUUCAGACCCAGUACAUCAGUUACUCAACCCAGCACACCCAAAUACCAACCCAGUACAUCAGUUACUCAACCCAGCACACCCAAAUACCAACCCAGUACAUCAAGUACUCAACCCAGCACACCCUCAUACCAACCCAGCACAGACCCAUUCAGAACCAUUACAGACCCAUUCAGACCCAGCACAGACCCAUUCAGACCCAGCACAGACCCAUUCAGACCCAGUACAUCAGUUACUCAACCCAGCACACCCAAAUACCAACCCAGUACAUCAGUUACUCAACCCAGCACACCCAAAUACCAACCCAGUACAUCAAGUACUCAACCCAGCACACCCUCAUACCAACCCAGCACAGACCCAUUCAGAACCAUUACAGACCCAUUCAGACCCAGCACAGACCCAUUCAGACCCAGCACAGACCCAUUCAGACCCAGUUCAUCAGUUACUCAACCCAGCACACCCAAAUACCAACCCAGUACAUCAGUUACUCAACCCAGCACACCCAAAUACCAACCCAGUACAUCAGUUACUCAACCCAGCACACCCAAAUACCAACCCAGUACAUCAGUUACUCAACCCAGUACACCCUCAUACCAAGCCAGCAAAGACCCAUUCAGAACCAUUACAGACCCAUUCAGACCCAGCACAGACCCAUUCAGACCCAGUUCAUCAGUUAUUCAACCCAGCACACCCAAAUACCAACCCAGUACAUCAGUUACUCAACCCAGCACACCCAAAUACCAACCCAUUACAUCAGUUACUCAACCCAGCACACCCAAAUACCAACCCAGUACAUCAGUUACUCAACCCAUUACACCCAAAUACCAACCCAGUACAUCAGUUACUCAACCCAGCACACCCAAAUACCAACCCAUUACAUCAGUUACUCAACCCAGCACACCCAAAUACCAACCCAGUACAUCAGUUACUCAACCCAGCACACCCAAAUACCAACCCAGUACAUCAAUUACUCAACCCAGCACACUCAAAUACCAACCCAGUACAUCAGUUACUCAACCCAGCACACCCAAAUACCAACCCAGUACAUCAGUUACUCAACCCAACACACCCAAUUACCAACCCAGUACAUCAGUUACUCAACCCAGCACACCCAAAUACCAACCCAUUACAUCAGUUACUCAACCCAGUACACCCUCAUACCAACCCAGCACCGACCAAUUCAGAACCAGCACAGACCCAUUUAGACCCAGCACAGACCCAUUCAGACCCAGCACAGACCUAUUCAGACCCAGUACAUUAGUUACUAAACCCAGCACUGACCCAUUCAGACCCAGCACAGACCGAUUUAAACCGAGUACAGACCCAUUCAGACCCAGUACAUCAGUUACUCAACCCAGCACACCCUCAUACCAACCCAGCACAAACCCAUUCAGACCCAGUACAUCAGUUACUCAACCCAGUACACCCUCAUACCAACCCAGCACAAACCCAUUCAGACCCAGUACGUUAGUUACUCAACCCAGUACACCCUCAUACCAACCCAGCACAAACCCAUUCAGACCCAGUACGUUAGUUACUCAACCCAGUACACCCUCAUACCAACCCAGCACAAACCCAUUCAGACCCAGUACGUUAGUUACUCAACCCAGCACACCCUCAUACCAACCCAGCAGAACAGUUAUGCAACCCACCAGGGCAUCUCCUCUGCCUUCUCCAACAAGCCCGCGCCCAAAGUAAAAUGAUUCCUGUGUCAUUGCUUACGGACACAGGUGAAGGGAGGCAGGUGUUUUUUUAAUAGUUUAAUGACAUUAGAAGGAGCUUGAUGGUGGUUGCGCAGAAUGCUCUGGCAACGAGUAGAGUGACUUUUAUGCAGU